ACCGUCGGGGUCUUUUAGCAUACUCGGAUUCUAACAGGUGUCUGGCGUUCACCGUGGGCUUCUCGUACGCCCCCCCGUGUUUCGUGCACUUCGCCGUGGCGCGAAAACGUCGACGGCUGACGGUCAGACUUGAGCUUAGUCCUUCUUGAGCUUAGUCCUUCCACCGUUGGCGUUCACCGACGGCCCGUUAGCUCCAUGGCCCGUACAGAUUAUGGUCGUACCGACUAUGUUAGCUUGGUUCUUAAUCGACUUGAAAAGCUAUGUGAUAACUAUAUAUCAAAAGCACAAGAUCUCGCGAGCGCAGAUCGAACGCUGCUAGAGGAACAAUUAAAUCAUACCCGUAAAAAGUUGCGUGGCCCUAACGGCGCUUCGAUGCGGAAUCCUUUGACGCAAAAGAAUGUAGUAGGAACCAACGCAUUACCCACCGUCUUGAAAUCACCUCAAAUUCCGAUGGUUGAAUGCAUGCUUUUAAAAAAAUUUCGAGACAACGCUCGCAAGUUAACUGAGAUGUACACUUUCAAGGACCUCCAGCGCGAGCUCAAAGCCCGCGGCCUUCGUGCAUCCGGGAAAAAGCAGGAGCUCAAAGAUCGCCUUGAGGCUUCGUUGGCGCAAGAACUUUCCAGUAUCGCGGCCAAGAAUGCCGAAAUAAAUACCAACAUAUGUAUCAAUGAUUGCGUGACUCAGGAAUGUAUGAUUAAGGAGCUACCUGAGGCAAUUACAGCUCCAGCAGUGACCGGUGUGGCCGUGGCUUCAGUAACUGCUCCAACAACAUGGAAGAUCAUUCCUGAAUCCAAUUCAUUAUCAAGCAUAUCUUCUGGACUAGUCGACAGCGAAGGCCCCAAAUCAGCUCCGGAGAGUCUGCCAUAUCCAUCUGCAGGCAAUGCUGAAUUGAGACCUGCCGAAACAACAAAUGCGCCAUCUAGUUGCCUAUCAGAAGCUCGGGCUCACCAGGCGGGAGUGCAGGAUUUCGAGCAAGAGGGACAACUUAAAAAGGAGCGCGAGUGCACGAUGAAUGAAGAUGCGGUGCGUCGGGUUGCAGCGAUAAAGCGUCGCGAAGAAGCUGAAAAGCGCCGGCAAUUCCAAGAGAAAGAUCAGUGCCGUGUAGAUAAAGCUGCGUGUGAAAUAUCACGGGAAACCCCCAUCGUCGAACUUCCAGCAUCCAUUCACCAAAAUACACUGAUUCCCGUUCUAACUGGAACCAAAUCUCUCACUCCCGGACCAGAUAUUCGUGAAGAACCGCAUAAAUCUUUGCCGAAGGCCAUGCUCAAGCCCCUUUCGCCGAUUGACACCUACGAGAUCAGCGAUCGCGAAGAAUCAACGGACGAUGACGAAGACAAUGAAGACCGCCGCCACAAGCACGUGCCUGCCUGGGCGAGUGGGACGAAUCUCCGCGAGGCGCUUCGUGCCCAGGCUAAUUCAGAUCCAUCUGCAGUCUUUUUAGUUGGUGCCUCAUCGUGUGAUUUAAAAAAUAUUUUCAAGACUGAUCGAGCCUUCAAAAAACGCACCUCUAGCCAAAACUGGGGAAUGGAUCUUAGCACCCAAAUAGAGAGGCAGAAAUAUCGCGCAGAGAUGGGCUUCACGCCCCCGAAGUGAUGGUUCCACUUGGGAACUUCCUAUGGAACUUCUUGUGCCUGGGCAGUCGAGUAAACUACGGAGCUGCUUUCAGAGGUAAAUAUCGGGAUUCAACUGAUGCAUUUCCGUGUUGCGCUGAUGGCAAAUUCAGCAUCUGGUGAGUAGAUAUCAUCCGUGUCAACGGUCCUUCAGGUAGCAGGCUGGCCGGAAAGCGCUCGAGCGGCUAAUUAGGGCAUGGCCGUCGGCGUAGCUCCAGAAAGAAACACUCCCACGGAGUCGACUGAAGUCACUCAAAUUCGAGAACACAUCAGCCGCGGGCGCGGGUCUUGGAAAUUCUAAGUUCAGGCCCGCUGUAGAGAGCUCUCUAUAGUUAGGGGAAUAUGAGAGUAUCCCUAGUUAGGACCCCGCGGGAAAUACUAGUCCUACAUAGCCCCU
This is a messenger RNA of Aureococcus anophagefferens, 2007 nucleotides long. RefSeq lists its product as hypothetical. NCBI's taxonomy places the organism in Eukaryota, Pelagophyceae, Pelagomonadales, Pelagomonadaceae. The record is from RefSeq and is a predicted model, not a curated record. The transcript has 2 exons. The coding region runs from base 196 to 1593 and encodes 465 amino acids.